This is a messenger RNA of Fopius arisanus, 1735 nucleotides long. Its product is annotated as probable cytochrome P450 6a14. Gene Ontology annotation, molecular function: iron ion binding; heme binding; oxidoreductase activity, acting on paired donors, with incorporation or reduction of molecular oxygen. Bases 168 to 1667 code for a protein of 499 amino acids. Lineage: Eukaryota; Metazoa; Arthropoda; Insecta; Hymenoptera; Braconidae. The record is from RefSeq and is a predicted model, not a curated record. The transcript has 2 exons.
UCCGGGAAAAUUCCGUCGAUCGGACAUGAUGCAUGUAUAUAAAACUCUACAUACCCAUUCAUGACUCAUAUCACACAUAUCAAUUAUCAUCGAGCAGUAGCUGGAUCAGUCCAUCGCAAACUAUCGUCCAUAGCGUACCCCACAAACAGCGUCUCUAAAGUCUAAAAAUGGAAUUGGGUAUUACGGAGUGGAUCAUCACGAUCCUAGUCCUUCUCUCCCUAAUCUACUACUACUUCGUGAAGAAAUACAAUACCUGGAAGUCCCUGGGGAUAUCAGGGCCCUCCCCAAUCCUCUUCUUCGGCAACAUGAAGGACCUGAUGACAGGAAAUGUCAGUUGGGCGAAAUUCCUAGAGAAUCUCUACAACGAGUACCCAAACGAUCCAGUAAUUGGAAUUUACGCUCACCGUGAACCCGUCCUGAUAAUUCGCGACCUGGAGCUCAUAAAAUCAGUCCUCAUAAAGGACUUCAGCAAUUUCGUGGAUCGAGGAACGAAAACCGAUCCCCACGACGUUCUCUCGAAUCAUCUCUUCUCCCUGGAGCCAAAACGAUGGCGUCCACUGAGGAUGAAGUUGUCCCCAGUGUUCACCUCAGGAAAACUCCGGGACAUGUUCUACCUGAUGAACGAGUGUGCAAAUCGCCUGGAGAAAUACCUGGACGAUAUCACCGGUGAGUGCAUCGACAUGCGAGAUAUUGCAGGAAAAUAUGCAACAGAUGUGAUCGGUAUCUGUGCAUUUGGUGUUGAAGCGAAUGCCCUGGAGAAGGAGAACAGCGUCUUCCGGAGGAUGGGUUUGCGUUUGCUCCAGACGAUAACGAGCUGGAAGACAAUGAUCAAGAUGUACCUGUUGGAAAUGGCUCCACCAGUCUACCAUCUGAUCGGUGGAUUAUUCAGGGAUCAGGAGAUGCAGAAUUUCUUUGUUAAUCUCACCCGGGACACGAUAGAGUACAGGAAGAGGAUGGGCAUCACGAGACACGAUUUUAUCGAUCUCCUGAGAUCCCUCAGGGAUGAGCCAAGCCAGAUCGAUGAUGUAGAGCUGACAGAUGGCCUCCUAGCAGCACAACUCUUCGUCUUCUUCUUCGCGGGAUUCGAGACCUCUUCCUCGACCAUCAGCAAUUGCCUCCUGGAGCUCGCGAUUAAUCACGAUAUUCAGGACAAACUGCGGGAGGAAAUAAAAAAUGAAAUAAACAACGGGGAAAUCACGUACGCGGGAAUCAAGAGGAUGAAGUACCUGGACAUGGUCGUCAAGGAAACCCUCAGGAAAUAUCCACCUCUGGUGAUGCUCAUGAGAAAAUCAGCCGACGAAUACACCUUUCCUGGGACUAACAUCACCAUUCCCUCGAAGACUGGAAUUUUAAUACCGAUUUAUGCGAUUCAGAGGGACCCCAGGUAUUUUCCUGACCCCGAGGUAUUCAAUCCUGAUAAUUUUAGUGAGGAUAAUGUCAAGACGAGAAACCCCAUGACGUAUCUAUCCUUCGGUGAUGGCCCCAGGAAUUGCGUUGGCGCACGAUUUGGAAGUAUUCAGACCAAAGUAGGCAUCGUCAAGCUUCUGCAGAGAUUUGUUAUCGAUGUUUGUGACAAAACUGAUAAGGAGUACACCCUGAAUAAUCGGGCUUUCAUGUUGACACCGAAGAAUGGAAUUAUUCUGAGAGUCUGUAAGUUAUCGGAUUGAUUGGGCGAUUAGAUCGUAAUUGUAUGGCGUAUUAUUUCUCUCGGGAGUGAAUAAAUAAUUUGUUUAUA